This is a messenger RNA of Aspergillus bombycis, 1665 nucleotides long. RefSeq lists its product as uncharacterized. The transcript is spliced from 4 exons. Lineage: Eukaryota; Fungi; Ascomycota; Eurotiomycetes; Eurotiales; Aspergillaceae. Gene Ontology annotation, molecular function: transmembrane transporter activity. The coding region runs from base 1 to 1665 and encodes 554 amino acids. The record is from RefSeq and is a predicted model, not a curated record. Gene Ontology annotation, biological process: transmembrane transport.
AUGACAGUCGAAACACCAUCCGACUCGCGUGCCUUGCACGACGACGGUCGAUCAGGCACCGUAACGUCCAAGGAGGGCGCCGAGGACUUCAAACUGGGGACACGUGGACUGCUGGUGUUUUUGGCGCUGUCGGUGUUGUCGCUGAUGGCUGCUCUUGAUGGAACAUCUGUGUCUGUUGCCCUUCCGAUCAUGUCGGAAGACCUGCAUGGAACGGCUAUUGAAUCCUUCUGGACUGGAACGUCCUUCCUCUUGACAUCUACAGUGUUUGAGCCAAGCUUUGCCAACCUAUCAAAUGUGUUUGGCCGACGCCCAGUCAUUCUGUUUUCCAUUCUACUCUUCUUCGUCGGGGCUCUGGUGUCGGGGAUCGCCAAAAACUUUACAUACAUGCUCGUCGGACGGUCCAUUCAGGGUAUCGGCGGUGGUGGAAUCAUCGCGCUCACUGAAGUCAUCGUGACCGAUAUAGUGCCUUUGAGACAGCGCGGUCAGUAUCUGGGCAUUCUGAGCGCGAUGUGGAGUAUUGGAUCUGUGACUGGUCCUAUCCUUGGGGGUGGAUUCGCGGAGGAUGUCACCUGGAGAUGGGUGUUCUAUAUCAACUUUCCCUUUAUUGGAGUCGGAGUAAUCUUUGUCGCUGUUUUCCUGAACCUGAGCCCGAUCCCAGGUUCAGUAGUGGAGAAGCUCCGCUCCAUAGACUGGCUCGGCGCGGUGAUCUUCAUCGGAAGCAUGACGUCUUUCCUCAUUCCAUUAACUUGGGGCGGGGUCCUGUACGCCUGGGAUUCAUGGCGUACUCUCGUGCCCAUUAUCGUGGGCCCCUGUGGCCUGAUCGCAUUCGCAUUUUACGAAUACUACGUCGCCGACUAUCCAAUGAUCCCACCCAGUAUCUUCAAUAACCGGACAGCCACCGUGACUUACAUCGGAAGUGCUGUCCAGGGACUAGUUCUGUGGUGUGUCUUGUACUAUCUUCCGUUAUACUUCGAGGCCGUCAAGCAGUACUCUCCAAUCAUUGCCGGUGUCGCCCUGUUUCCUCAGACCUUCACCGUCGCCCCCAGCGCUGUUAUUGUAGGAUUUGCAAUUACUAAAACAAGCGCCUAUCGGUGGGCGGUCUGGUCCGGAUGGGCGCUUUCAACCCUUGGAAUGGGGUUGAUGUGCUAUAUCAAGGCGGACAGCAGCAUCCCCCAAUGGCUUUUCAUCAACCUGGUCAGCGGCCUGGGGCUGGGCGUCCUUUUCCCCGCCCUAACAUUCGCCGUGCAGGCUGCCACACCCAGUGAGAACCUGUCCAUGGCCGUGGCCAUGUUUAGUUUCUUCCGUGCACUGGGCCAGUGUAUUGGCGUCGCUGUGGGGGGUGUGGUUUUCCAGAAUCAAAUGAAAAAGAACCUCUUGAAAUAUCCCAGUCUGGCGCCAAUGGCUGACACGUAUAGUCAGGAUGCAGCGGGCCUUGUCAGAGCCAUUGCGGGUAUGGCGGAUGAAAGUGAGAAGAACAAUUUGAAAGACGCGUAUACAGAUAGCCUGCGAGUCGUGUACGCUGUCUGUUGUGGCAUCUGUGGGGUCGCGCUCCUCACAAGUCUAUUGACGAAGAGCUAUGACCUGGAUCAGGUUUUGAACUCAGCGCAAGGACUGCAGAGGGACAGAACGGCGGAUGAGGAGGAAAGUAAGGAGACAGGCAUAUAG